Erpetoichthys calabaricus (reedfish) is the source of this 1834-nucleotide messenger RNA. RefSeq names its product growth hormone inducible transmembrane protein (gene ghitm). Gene Ontology annotation, cellular component: mitochondrial inner membrane. Bases 155 to 1198 code for a protein of 347 amino acids. The transcript is spliced from 9 exons. NCBI's taxonomy places the organism in Eukaryota, Metazoa, Chordata, Cladistia, Polypteriformes, Polypteridae. The record is from RefSeq and is a predicted model, not a curated record.
CUUAGUAUGACGUUGUCGAAGAAGUUUCCGGAAGGUUAAGCGGAUUACAUCAGAAGCUGACAUAGUAGAAGCGUGUGGAAGGUUGUUCAGUGAAGUAUUGCGCACGUAUAUUUAUAUUUGUUUUUGCGAGACUUUCAAUUAAUUUAUUGACACCAUGUUGGUGGCUAGGCUUGCCUGUCUACGUAGUUUGCCCACAAGUGGGUUGCAUUCUGCUUUCACCCAAGGAUUUCUGGGUCUAAGGAAUUCCUGCUUAAAGACCAGUCAGCUACAGCUUCAGACUAAACAGGGCUAUGCCUCAAAAGCAAGACUGGGUUUCCGCCGUGGGAGAACAGCUAAAGAUGAAAUAAAAGAAGCAGCAUUUCAACCAGCAAUGGAAACAGCUAUUAGAAUUGACAAUAUGGGAAGAAUAGUUCUUGCAGGGGGAGCUGUUGUAGGCCUUGCAGCCUUAUGCUAUUAUGGACUGGGAAUGUCAAAUGAAAUAGGAGCCAUUGAAAAAGCUGUCAUUUGGCCUCAGUAUGUUAAAGAUAGAAUCCAGUCUACUUACAUGUACUUUGCAGGAAGUGUUGGCCUUACUGCCUUAUCAGCUGUAGCAGUCAGUAGGUCACCAUUGCUUAUGAACUUAAUGAUGAAAGGAUCCUGGCUGGCAAUUGGAGCAACAUUUGCUGCAAUGAUAGGAGCUGGUAUGUUAGUUAGGUCAAUACCUUAUGACCAGAACCCUGGAACUAAACACCUUGCCUGGAUGUUGCAUGCAGGUGUAAUGGGUGCUGUUGUGGCUCCCUUGACUUUGCUUGGUGGUCCAUUGUUGAUCAGAGCAGCUUGGUAUACUGCAGGUAUUGUUGGUGGCUUGUCUACAGUGGCAAUGUGUGCACCCAGUGAAAAAUUCUUAAACAUGGGUGGUCCGUUGGCUGUGGGACUGGGCCUGGUUUUUGCAUCAUCAGUUGGAUCUAUGUUUUUGCCUCCAACUACUGCAUUGGGAGCUGGGGUUUAUUCAAUUGCUGUUUAUGGAGGACUGAUUUUGUUUGGCAUGUUCCUGUUAUAUGACACCCAGAAAGUCAUAAAGCGUGCUGAGUCUUACCCUGUCUACGGUGUAAGGAAGUAUGACCCAAUCAAUUCGUGCCUGGGAAUUUACAUUGACACCCUGAAUAUAUUCAUGAGAGUUGCAACCAUUCUAUCAAACAGCAAUUCAAGAAGGAAAUAAAAUGCUAAAGUUUUAAAAAAUUUAUCUGGGACUUGCCAUUCAUUCUCAAUAAGACAAUUUUAGCAAUGCUGUCAUUGGGAAGAGAAUGUUGAAUAUUUUUUUCAUUUGUUUAAUUAUAUUAUUAUGUACUGAAAAACAAAGCAAAAACGAAGUCAUUCAUUUAAAUUUGUAGUGUAUUUAAAGUUAAAUCACACAUAAAAUACCAGACAUGUAUAUAAUUAUUCUAUACCUUAUGAAUUAAAUAUUGUCCAUUUGUUUUUGUUUAUGAUAUAGUUGGCAAUGCAGUUCAGUGAGAGAGAGUAGCAAACUGUCUUCAAGAGUAAAUGCUAAUCCAGUGUCCUAUAUGUUCCAUCACCAUCUUCUAUGCAACUUUCAUCAUCUGUUUUUCAAUUAAUACCUAGUUUUCUUCUUUGUAUAAUAAACAACUAAGUCUAUUAAACAGUGUUCUUAUUUAAAGUUACCUGUUGUACUCAUUGAGCUAUAUUAACAUGUUUUCUGUCUGAAUGUGUUACGCAUUCAUUAAGAUUUUUAGGUUGAUUUAUUUACAUCUGUAAAAUUACAGUAUGUACUUUAAUUUUUAUUGUGUGUUGGAAAUAAAAUAAGUAAUAUUUUUUGAUUACUGUUGUUUAUGAAGAA